This is a messenger RNA of Galeopterus variegatus (Sunda flying lemur), 518 nucleotides long. Its product is annotated as sodium/hydrogen exchanger 9-like. Gene Ontology annotation, molecular function: sodium:proton antiporter activity. Gene Ontology annotation, cellular component: membrane; recycling endosome. The record is from RefSeq and is a predicted model, not a curated record. The annotation marks the transcript as partial. Gene Ontology annotation, biological process: proton transmembrane transport. Lineage: Eukaryota; Metazoa; Chordata; Mammalia; Dermoptera; Cynocephalidae. The transcript is spliced from 4 exons.
UUGUUUGAAUUUAUGAACUUUUUGGCUGAGAACGUCAUCUUCUGUUACAUGGGCCUGGCGCUGUUCACGUUCCAGAAUCAUAUCUUUAAUGCUCUUUUUAUACUCGGAGCCUUUCUAGCAAUUUUUGUUGCCAGAGCCUGCAACAUAUACCCUCUCUCCUUCGUCCUGAAUCUGGGCCGAAAACAGAAGAUUCCCUGCAAUUUUCAGCACAUGAUGAUGUUUUCAGGUUUGCGAGGAGCGAUCGCCUUUGCCUUAGCUAUUCGGAACACAGAAUCUCAGCCCAAACAAAUGAUGUUCACCACCACACUGCUCCUUGUGUUCUUCACUGUCUGGGUGUUUGGAGGAGGAACGACCCCCAUGCUGACUUGGCUUCAGAUCAGGAUAAAGGCUGAAAAUAAUUCUGCAGCAAAGCGAGGAAGGCCUGAAAUACCGAAGCAGCAGGAUCAAAAAGAAGAGCUGGAUUCAGAAGCUGUCCUGGACGUGGAACGGUCCUGGCAUCCGGAAGCAGAGAACCGGAA